GGCAGUCCGACCGCAUUCUGCCUCAGCACCUUUAACGCCCGCUGUGCCCUUGGAUACUGCCACCCUGCUCACUUCCACACCGACUAACCGUAUAUCUUAACGAGGUACCCUGGAUCUUUACUACUGUACUGGAGUGUUGCGUUCACCGUCCUGAGUCCUCUGCGCUGCGAAUGGAGAAGGUCCAAGGAUAACAGAGGGGUGCAGGACUGUGCUACUGCAGAAGACCUGCCGGUAGUUCGCUGCCCGGGGGGCUGCCUUUCUGUCAGAGGCUGUGGUGUCGCAUCCACUGUUUUAAUUAUCUAAAAUCGCCUUGCAUGGAUGCAGCAUGGCUGCGUUUAUAUGCAGGGUGCAGUUCUUAGAUGAUACUGAUCCAUUUAACAGCACCAAUUUCCCCGAGCCCACCAGGCCACCACUUUUCACUUUCAGGGAAGAUAUUCCUCUGAUAAAUCAGAUUGCUGGAAUCCACAGACUGCUUAAAGCCCCACACAAGCCUGAUGACUGUGCCCUUCAGCUGUCCCAUAAUGGAAGCUACCUGGACCUGGAGUCUACGCUGGCAGAGCAGAGAGAUGAAAUGGAGGGAUUUCAGGAAGAAGGAGGGAGGGGCAAGAAACACAGUGUCAUUCUUCGAACACAGCUGUCCGUCAGAGUUCACGCUUGCAUAGAAAAACUCUACAACUCUACUGGACGGGAGCUACGGAGAGCACUAUUUUCCCUCAAGCAGAUAUUUCAGGAUGACAAGGACCUGGUGCACGAGUUUGUGGUGGCAGAAGGACUGACAUGUUUAAUAAAAGUUGGCGCUGAAGCCGACCAGAACUACCAGAAUUACAUCCUCAGGGCUCUCGGUCAGAUUAUGCUGUAUGUGGACGGGAUGAACGGCCUCAUAUCUCACAAUGAAACAGUCCAGUGGCUUUACUCCCUGGUCGGAUCUAAGUUUCGUCUGGUGGUGAAGACAGCACUAAAACUGCUGCUGGUGUUUGUGGAGUACACCGAGUCUAACGCCGCCCUGCUCAUAAAGGCUGUAAAUGUCGUGGAUGCCAAAAGAGGCACAAAACUGUGGUCAAACAUCAUGGAGAUCCUGGAGGAGAAAGAUGGAGUGGAUACAGAGUUGCUGGUGUAUGCGAUGACACUCAUCAAUAAGACGCUGGCAGGCCUCCCCGAUCAGGACUCGUACUAUGACAUGGUCGACUGUCUGGAGGAGCAGGGUGUCGAAGCAGUGGCCCAGAGACACCUGAGCAGGAAAGGCACGGACCUCGACCUUGUAGAACAGUUCAACAUCUACGAGAUCACACUUCGCCAUGAGGAUGGAGACGAGGAAACCCAACUUCCUCCCAGCGUCCGCAAGGACCGCCGGCGUGCCAGCGUCGAUGGCACCAACGAGAAGCGAGGUCUGGAGAGAAGACGCAGCCGAAGACAUUCGCUCCACAAUAGCAGAGACCACGCUUCUGCCCCAUCAUCACCCAGCAGCCCUCGUACUCCCGCAAGCCGCUUCCUGCCCUUCGGUGGCCAACGUGUUGAAGACAUCAGUGAAAGGAUCAGUGCCAACGGCAGUCCAUACCCUGGCAGGCACCAGCCUCCUACGUCACCCAGCCACCGCUUCACUAGUUCAGCUGCCUCCACACCAGACUCCAAAGCGGUUGACAGACCUACUUUAGGGGGCUUGCUAACGUCUUCGUAUAGACAGCAUCAGGAGUCUCUGGCUGCGGAAAGAGAGCGGAGACGCGUUGAAAGAGAAGAGCGACUUCAGAGAAUCGAAAGAGAAGAGAGGAACCGCUUCAAUAAAGAUUAUGUAGAAAAGAGGGAAGAAGCAAGACACGCCAGAGAGGAAAGGUACAAGGCUGUGGAGAGGCUAGCUUCAGAGGAGUUUGAGCGGGAGCGCCCCAGGGUGCCAACAAGAGGACGAACAGAGAUCACGUUGUGUUUGAGUCCAAACCCUGUCAGUCGCUCUGUAUCCCGCUGUACCACACCUUCGACCAUCAUCUCACAGGAUGACACUGCACAACAACGGACAGGAACAGAACGUAUCUCAGAGCCAAACCUUGACCCGCAGACCAGACCCGAAAGUCUAGCGCCAGAGUUAACAGUACCAGAACCUCCCCCCACUACUCCCCCCGAGCCAGACAUGCAGCAGACUGAGAAAGAGUCGCCUGCAGAGACAGAGGAUCUUGAAGAGACUCAAUCUGACCAGAAUGUAGUGCCAGAAUCGGCGUCAGAUGAACAGUCAGGAAUGGAGACAGAAGAGAGGCAGGAGCAGGAGAAGGUUGAGGAGCAGACUCAGUGUAUAGAUGAGGUAGGAGCAAAAGAGGAAGUGAAGGAAGUGGAGGUUAUAGAUGUAGCAGAGGUGGGCCAACCAGACGUGGAGGUGAAUGUGGAGUUACAGGAGGAGCAGCCGACGGAAAGGGAUGUAGAAGACAGUGUACUGCUGAGUGAGAAGGAGAGACAGAACGAGGAAGUGAACGAAAAGGACAACUGCUCCGCAUCCAGCAUCUCCUCCACAAGUAGCACUCUGGAGAGGGAGGAGCGGGAGGAGAAACUCACCAACGAAAUUGAAGCAGGCCAGUGGACUCAGUGCAUUAAAGACACAGAUGUGAACGACCAGUGCAACAAAAUACUCAACAGCAAGCGCUUCAUGCUGGACAUGCUCUAUGCUCAGGGGACAACCAGCAAGGAUGAAGAGAAUGUAGCAGAAAGGGAAAAAGAAAACUGUAAAUGUGAGAAGGAGACAGAGGUCGGCGACUCCUCUGUGGCCAGCUUGGCCAGCAGGAUCUCCACACUGGAGGCUCACAGACAGGCCAGAGAAGAAAAUGUGAAAAAAAUGGAGGUGGGGCAUCUGGACAACCAGGGCAAUGUCAGAGCAGUGGCAGAGAAGUUUGGCGAUUUGGUCAAAGGCCUGACAUGUCCUCCUGAGGUGGAGGCCUCUAAAGAGCAGCAGCAGACGGACAAAUCAUCAACGGCUGCCUCAUCAACCGCACCCCCCAAGAAAGAGUCAGACUAUAUUUGGGAUCAGCUGAUGGCCGAACCCAGAGAGCUGCGCAUCAAAGAGAUGGACUUCACGGACCUCAGGGACGAGGAUGAUAUGGAUAUUUUAGAUAUGGACAGUCUGAUGAGGUCAAGUGACCUGUUACCCCCACCGCCCCCUCCGCCGUGCAAUGCCUCCCUUCCGCCGCCCCCGCCCCUGUUCGGAUGCCCCCCUCCUCCUCCCCUCCUUGGCAAAAUGAUGCCCCCACCCCCCCCAUUCAUGCCCCCUAUCCCCCCGCCCUCCCCUCAGCUGAGUCGAGGGGGGGAGAUGCCUCUCUUCCAAAAGAAGAAGAAGACGAUCCGUCUCUUCUGGAACGAAGUGCGUCCCGUGGACUGGCAGUGUAAGAGUCAUAAAUUCUGUAAGGAGUCCCUCUGGUCCAAACUGGAGCCAGUCAAAGUAGACACGUCCAAACUGGAGCAGCUGUUUGAGUCUAAAUCCAAGGAGCUGCCUGUCACUAAGAAAGCAGUUGUUGAUGGCAAACGACAAGAAAUCAUUGUCCUGGAUUCAAAACGCAGCAACGCUAUAAACAUCGGCUUGACUGUCUUACCUCCUCCUCGCACCAUUAAGACAGCUAUCCUCAACUUUGAUGAGUACGCACUGAACAAAGAGGGCAUUGAGAAAAUCCUGACCAUGAUCCCCACAGAGGAGGAGAAGCAGAGGAUCCAGGAGGCUCAGCUGGUCAGCCCUGAUAUUCCCCUGGGCAGCGCCGAGCAGUUCCUCCUCACCCUCUCCUCCAUCACAGAGCUGUCGGCUCGCCUGCAGCUAUGGGCAUUCAAGAUGGACUAUGAGCUUAUAGAGAAGGAAGUGGCGGAGCCUCUGCAAGACCUGAAGGAAGGGAUGGACCAGUUAGAGAAAAACAAGACUCUCCGCUACAUCUUGACCACAUUGCUGGCCAUUGGCAACUUCCUCAAUGGCACUAAUGCUAAAGGCUUUGAGCUGAAUUACUUGGAGAAGGUCCCGGAGGUGAAGGACACGGUUCACAAGCAGUCCCUGCUGCACCACGCCUGCGCCAUCGUGGUGGAGAAGUUUCCAGACAGCACUGACCUCUACUCUGAGAUAGGAGCAAUCACACGCUUGACCAAGGUGGAUUUCGACCAGCUUCAAGACAAUCUGGCCCAGAUGGAGCGAAGGUGCAAAGCAUCAUGGGAUCACCUCAAGGUCAUUGCGAAAUAUGAGAUGAAACCAGCAUUGAAACAAAAAAUGUCUGACUUCCUCAAGGAGUGUGCAGAGAGAAUUAUAAUUCUGAAGAUUGUUCAUCGGAGAAUACUCAACAGGUUCCAUGCCUUUCUGCUGUUCCUGGGCCAUCCGAUAUAUGCUGUACGUGAGGUUAGCAUUCAUCGCUUUAGCAAGAUCCUAAGUGAAUUUGCCCUGGAGUAUCGAACAACAAGAGAGCGCGUGCUACAACAGAAACAGAAGAGGGCCAACCACCGAGAGAGAAACAAGACCAGGGGAAAAAUGAUAACAGAUAGUGGUAAAUUCAGCGGCGCCCCAUCAGACGCACAGGAGAGCCAACCUCAGGGGAUCCAGUAUACUGAGGAUGCAGCCGAACAUGAGAACAUGAAGGCUGUAUUGAAGAGUAGCUUGCAGGGCGGAGAGAGCCCCACGUCCACAGUGCCAGGCCUCCGUACGCGCACCAGAGCCAGCGGCACCAGAGGGCGUGUUGCCCCAUGGUGCUCUGCCAGUGACGACCCAGUGAACUGCACAGAUGAUACAGCUGAUGAGAUCAUGGAGAGGAUCGUUAGGUCGGCCACUCAGGGUCCCAGCCAGCGGACGCAACCUCGGGAGAGGAGACGAUCCCGAGUCAACCGAAAAUCAUUAAGAAGGACGCUUAAGAGUGGUUUGACUACGGAGGAGGCGAACGCUCUUGGCUUGUCCAGUGGUUCAGAGAUGCAGGUGUGAGAUGGACAAAUGGUCGUGUGGAAGCCCUUUCACUGCCCCUCCAAUGCCUACAUCCAACUUGGCAACCCACUCCACUCAGGCUUGGCACUAAAAUCCCCCCUAGCUUUGAUGAGUUGACCUUAUCUUUAUGCGUUUAGUUCACAUAGGCUUGUCACAAGUGCUUCCUGGAGAGAUUGGAUAAAAGCUUUUAUUCAUGAACUGACGGUCAGAGAGCGGAGUGCUGCAUCUAAACCACUAAGCUUUGCUAUCGCUGGAUAAACAUGGAUGACGUGCAAUCAUUCAGCCUAAUCAGUCAUCCUUCGAAAAUGACAUUGCAAAAAAGCACCCCCGCUAAAGGGUGUUUUUUUUUAAGGCUGAGGGCAUCAAAAGAGUUGAGUGUGCUUCGAUCUCCGUGGCCUUGACUGAAUCCAAAGGGCAGGAAACGUGGUCCGGACACUAAACUCUCCGCUGCUUGGGUUUAGUGUCAGCCCUGCAGCUUUAGAGACAAAUCAAAACACAUUUCGUCUGUUGAAUAGAUGGCUUUGUGCAGAGGGUUAUAUACUACUGUGGUAGUUUUGUGUUUCUUUUUAUUUUGCUCAAGAAGGUGCUCAAAUAAGGAACAAUUGCACUGGAUGUAAAAGUUGGGUAUCAAUGGAAUGUGAAAUCCUUGACACUGAUGAACCACUGACAUCGGAAAUAAUACUCGACAGUUUAACCAGCAAAUCUACAGUAGCACAGUUUUGUCUAAUCAAAGUGACUGGAUCAGAAGGAAUUUAUCAGAGAAACUUCUUUCUAAAGAUCUCAGUCAACAGUUAAGGUGAGACUCGUGAUUCCACUAGUCUCAGAGUAGAGCUCAUCAAUCAUUUUAGCUCGAACAAAUCCCAUCAUGUAACAUAUUCUCUCUGACGGACUGAACAGUUUAAGGAAGGCAAGUGCAGUGUUACAAGGAAGCAAUUUUCGGUUAUGUAGUUUUAUUUUCUAGAAACUAUGAGCUGCACAUCUCAGAGUGCCUUUCAGAGACAGUUAUUUAUUAAGAUGUUUUCAGGGACAUUUAAUCAAGGAAAUGUUACUAGAUAGAUGUGCAGUCUGUGACGGACGAGAGGAUAAUACUGCAAUGUACAUCAUUCACGAGCUGUGAUUUAUUUUUAACCAGUGUUUUUAAUCCUGUCCUGGAUCAAAUAGUAUGUAAUGAAGAUAGCUUUAAAGUAUUUAUGACAUCUUAGGAUUGGUCAUGCACAUUAGCUGUAUCCUGUUGCCUUAUUGUGCAUUGUUCCACUCUAGUCAAGAUCUAGAUAAAGUUAUUAAAAACUACACCAGGCCAAUUUAAUGUGUAGUUCAACUGGUUUCACUGGAGAUCUCAGUUUGUGGUUCACAGGACAUUCAUUCUCUAACUAUGAAUGUGAACAUCAGGGGGUAAUUAGCAAUACGGACACUCACAAAAUCUCAAUAAUGUAUCUAUUGUUACUUACAACUGUAUUAAAGUUAAAAAGAAGGAGCCCGCAGUUUAACUAACAUUGUGUCAUUAAUCUAUUUGCAAUGGCCUUGGCUAAAUUAAUAACGUGCCCCAUUUCAGAUCAUUUCAUAGCCAGGAUAAUCUGUCCACUAGCUAACUCUCACUGUGACGGAAACAUAGCCAUUGAGAAAGAAACACAUCUAGUGCAACAUCAAGAUGAAGCUAUGUAAAACCCACCCAGCAGUUUUUGUUUUGUUUAGAAUUAACUGAAAACUAAUCAGCACCUUAGGCUCAAUGUGUAGCAUGCAACUUAGUGGAACUGAAGUUAUGGGGGGGUGGGGCAUUCCUGUUUCCCAGAUUGUACUGAUUUCUGUCAAAAACAAGACAGAAUAGAUGUGUAAGUUAAUAUAGGGGGAAUGCUGUAAAAUGAUGUACAUGACAAUGUCUUCGAGUUCUGUUGUUUUUGCGCCAUGUGUAGAAUAGUGUAUUAUAGACUAAAAGCAGUAUUAUUCUAAAUAUAAUUUAAGCAAACCAAGCCAUGCAUGGUUUAAAAAAAUAAGGUGUCACUUCUGCUCAAUACAAAAGUUGGUUCUCUGUGCUGUAGGGUUUGUGUUAAUACAUACUUAUACUUAACCGAGGGUGAAGUGCACAAACAUGGUGAACAUGCAGUGUUGAAAUUCACCAGCUAGUCCUGUGGAAAGAAGCCUUUGAUUUCAUUGCACUCAACAUUUCUUCUUCGUAAUUUAACGUUAGCCCACCACACAUGUUGCUGCCUGUGCCAUAACAUCACUGUGGAACUUGGACACAAGUGCUAUACAACCAAGGCUUCCAUUGCAUCUUUGCCCACAGCAAAAACUAUGUAACAAAGUCAAUAAAAAGGCUCAUUAAAA
Messenger RNA from Eleginops maclovinus (Patagonian blennie), 7237 nucleotides. It is a transcript of the gene fhod3b, whose product is annotated as formin homology 2 domain containing 3b. Gene Ontology annotation, biological process: cardiac myofibril assembly; sarcomere organization; cortical actin cytoskeleton organization. Gene Ontology annotation, molecular function: actin filament binding. The transcript is spliced from 25 exons. The record is from RefSeq and is a predicted model, not a curated record. Gene Ontology annotation, cellular component: cytoskeleton; cytoplasm. The coding region runs from base 326 to 4915 and encodes 1529 amino acids. Lineage: Eukaryota; Metazoa; Chordata; Actinopteri; Perciformes; Eleginopidae.